Messenger RNA from Carlito syrichta (Philippine tarsier), 2603 nucleotides. RefSeq names its product leucine rich repeat containing 75A (gene LRRC75A). The annotation marks the transcript as partial. NCBI's taxonomy places the organism in Eukaryota, Metazoa, Chordata, Mammalia, Primates, Tarsiidae. The transcript has 4 exons. The record is from RefSeq and is a predicted model, not a curated record.
GGGCGCGCGGGCGGCGGCGCGGGGCUGCCCCCCUACCACCGGCGUGUGGGCAUGGUCCAGGAGCUGCUGCGGAUGGUGCGCCAGGGCCGGCGAGAGGAGGCGGGGACGCUGCUGCAGCACCUGCGCCAGGACCUGGGCAUGGAGUCGACCUCGCUGGAUGAUGUUCUGUAUCGCUACGCCAGCUUCCGGAACCUGGUGGAUCCCAUCACACACGACCUCAUCAUCAGCCUGGCGCGCUACAUCCACUGCCCCAAGCCGGAAGGCGACGCACUGGGCGCCAUGGAGAAGCUGUGCCGGCAGUUGACGUACCACCUAAGCCCCCACUCCCAGUGGAGGAGACACCGGGGGCUGGUGAAGAGGAAGCCACAGGCCUGCCUCAAGGCUCUCCUGGCCGGAAGCCCUCCAGACAACACUGUGGACCUGUCCGGCAUCCCACUGACCUCCCGUGACCUGGAGCGAGUGACCAGCUACCUGCAGCGCUGCGGGGAGCAGGUGGACAGCGUGGAGCUGGGCUUCACAGGCCUCACAGAUGACAUGGUCCUGCAGCUGCUGCCAGCACUCAGCACCCUGCCCCGCCUCACCACACUGGCACUCAACGGCAACCGGCUGACCCGGGCUGUGCUGCGUGACCUGACUGACACCCUUAAGGACCCCAGCAAGUUUCCCAAUGUCACGUGGAUUGACUUGGGCAACAACGUGGACAUCUUCUCAUUGCCUCAGCCCUUCCUACUCAGCCUGCGCAAGCGCUCCCCAAAGCAGGGCCACCUACCCACCAUCCUGGAGCUGGGCGAGGGCCCGGGCAGUGGGGAGGAGGCCCGGGAAGGGACAGUGGACCAGGAGGAUCCCGGAGGGGGCCCAGUGGCACCUGACAGAGACCACCAUGAUGGCAAGGAGACUAUAGCUGCAGCUCAGACGUGACGUGGAAGUGAAAGGCCUCACCAGGAGUCCUUGUGAGGUAGGAUAGCCAAGAGAGGUUAGGGGCUCCUAUUAGGAGGCUCAGGCUAUCGUCAGAAAUUGGUCUGGACAACCCACCCACAGAAAGGGGAGACUGUAGCAUCUGGGAAAGGAGGAUUUAGAAUACUAAUCUUUGGUUUUCUCCAUCUACCCCCUAUGAAUUCCAUUAUCUGCCUUUUGGCUAAGAAGUCAUCCCUUGCUCUAGACACUCCUUAGCUUAGCCCUUGGCCUUCCCCAGAGACUUGUGGGAACAGGCAUAUGGUUUGGAGGUGCUAGAAGCUUGAGCCAAUGUGAAUGCCAUGAGCUUUCUCUCAGUAUAUAUAGCUGGGUCCCUAUACCUAACCCAGGAUUUUCCAGUUCUGCAUUACACUUCUAUUUGGGAGAGCAAACCCCCAAGUCAGGUGUUAAUAUAUCCUCAAUCAAGGGAGGUUGAAAUCGAUAAAGAAACUCCCUAAGAGCCUGGAGUAAGAGGGCUGGUUGCCAGACACCCCAGAGGAGUUUGUUUCCAUCUUUGCUAAGGGGGGACUGAAGGAGAGGUCUCACUCCUUAUGGAGUCUCUGACUCCUUGGACCUGUCUUUCCAGUCCCAGCCUCCGUUUUGAGGCCCACCCUGUGAUUCUAGACACCUGACCAUAGGACAAGCUAUCACCCUACAGUACUUAGAACAGCCUGUGGUGGUGCCACAUGACAACACCUAGGGUAGACCAGGUAUCCAUGCAGGAAUGCAUUUUUCAACCAACCCAGACAUCCCAUAUUCUGACACUGCUGAGCUAAGGCUCCAGUGUCCUUAGCAUGCACACCCAAGUGAUGAGCAUCACUUCCUUUCCCUGUCACUUGCCAAGGUAACUACACUGACCUGGACAAGCUAUAAGGACCCUUUUACCAUAAAAAUUCCAACCCAUGCUCUGAACACAUUCCUUAGAGGCGACUACAGAAGACUUUUAAAAGCCCACUACCAUGUUAUUGGCAGAUUCAUACAAAAUUGCUGGGAAAGCUCCCAAGAGGUUUCACCCUAUACCUCCCCCCCAUGCCCAGUUAGAGAAUCCCUUCUAGAUACAACAGGCAACCCCUAGACAGUUAUAGCUUAGUUCAAGAAAACUGGCAAUCAUUCUUGAACCUGAGAAAAUCUUGUGGAUAAGCAGAAUGGGGAAGUAUAGCUUGGCAUGGCCUGGUAGGCAAGAGGCCAACACAGGAAAGCAGCAGGAUGGAACCUGACUACAGGGCUUUAUAUGCUGUUAAGGGUUUGGCUAGGAAUGAUCCAGUGCUUUAGAAAGAAGCUUGAGGGACCCAGGCUCGGUGGCUCAGCCUGUAAUCCCACGCUUUGGGAGGCUGUGAAUGGAUUGCCUGAGCCCACGGGUUCAAGACCUGCCUGGGCAACUUGGCAAGACCUCAUCUCUACAAUAAAUUUUUUUAAAAAAAGCUUGAGGGAAGCUAUGCAGAGGGACAAAGCCCAGAGGCAGUGGGGAUAUGGAAUGUGUGUAGAUGCCUUAAAUGCUUUGGAAUUUUUGCCCUCAAAGUCUAAAAUUUUUAGGAGGGAAGAAAAAGCUUAGAUUGACCAAAGGGAAGUUUAUAAACUUGAGUGCUAAUAUCUGGACUGCUAAAACUUGACAGCAGUAGUCAAAUUUGCUAAAUACAGUUUUUAAGAACCAA